Nannospalax galili (Upper Galilee mountains blind mole rat) is the source of this 2145-nucleotide messenger RNA. It is a transcript of the gene Taf6l, whose product is annotated as TATA-box binding protein associated factor 6 like. Lineage: Eukaryota; Metazoa; Chordata; Mammalia; Rodentia; Spalacidae. The transcript is spliced from 11 exons. The record is from RefSeq and is a predicted model, not a curated record. Bases 157 to 2067 code for a protein of 636 amino acids. Gene Ontology annotation, cellular component: transcription factor TFIID complex; SLIK (SAGA-like) complex; SAGA complex. Gene Ontology annotation, biological process: RNA polymerase II preinitiation complex assembly; transcription initiation at RNA polymerase II promoter. Gene Ontology annotation, molecular function: RNA polymerase II general transcription initiation factor activity; transcription coactivator activity; protein heterodimerization activity.
CUGGUGGGCGGGGACAGUUGCUGGGCGGCCGCAGAUUGGCUAUUCUCUGGAGGGCGAGGCCAGGGUGCCCAGCGAGGGAAUGAGUGGAAGCCGGGUGAGUGAAGCCACCGCAGCCUGGGCAGCCGCGCUCGCCUGGCCCGCGCUCACAGCUCCACCAUGUCAGAGCGAGAAGAGCGGAGGUUUGUGGAGAUCCCUCGGGAGUCUGUCCGACUCAUGGCAGAGAGCACAGGGCUAGAGCUGAGUGAUGAGGUGGCAGCUCUGCUUGCUGAAGAUGUGUGCUACCGUCUCCGAGAGGCCACACAGAAUAGCUCUCAGUUCAUGAAGCACACCAAACGACGGAAGCUGACGGUGGAGGACUUCAACAGGGCUCUGAGAUGGAGCAGUGUGGAGGCUGUGUGUGGCUAUGGAUCACAGGAAGUAUUGCCCUUGCGCCCUGCUAGGGAGGGUGAGCUCUACUUUCCUGAGGACCGAGAAGUGAAUCUAGUGGAGCUGGCGCUGGCCACCAACAUCCCCAAGGGCUGCGCAGAGACAGCUGUCAGAGGUGGCUGCCAGGGUUUCUGGACGGGUCGGCGGAGGGGGUUCUGGACAAGACUGGAUGUUCAUGUCUCUUAUCUGGAUGGCAAAGGGAACCUGGCACCUCAAGGAUCAGUGCCCAGUGCUGUGUCCUCACUGACGGAUGACCUGCUCAAGUACUACCAGCAAGUGACACGUGCUGUGCUAGGAGAUGACCCACAGUUGAUGAAGGUUGCCCUCCAGGACCUGCAGACCAACUCCAAGAUUGCAGCACUCCUGCCUUACUUUGUUUAUGUUGUCAGUGGGGUAAAAUCUGUAAGCCACGACCUGGAGCAGCUUCAUCGACUCUUGCAGGUGGCACGGAGCCUGAUUCGGAACCCACACCUCUGCCUGGGACCCUAUGUCCGCUCUUUGGUGGGCAGUGUGCUCUACUGUGUCUUGGAGCCACUGGCUGCCUCCAUCAACCCCCUGAAUGACCACUGGACUCUUCGGGAUGGGGCUGCCCUCCUACUCAGCCACAUCUUCUGGACUCAUGGGGACCUUGUGAGUGGCCUGUAUCAGCAGAUCCUGCUCUCCCUGCAGAAAGUCCUGGCAGACCCUGUGCGGCCUCUCUGUUCUCACUAUGGGGCUGUGGUAGGGCUGCAUGCUCUAGGCUGGAAGGCAGUAGAACGAGUCCUGUACCCACAUCUGUCCACUUACUGGACAAACUUGCAGGCUGUGCUGGAUGACUAUUCGGUAUCAAAUGCCCAGGUCAAAGCAGAUGGGCACAAAGUCUACGGAGCUAUUCUGGUGGCUGUAGAGCGACUGCUGAAGAUGAAAGCCCAGGCCGCAGAGCCCAACCGCUGGGGCCCGGGCGGCGGGUGGCAACGUGCCGAGGACCUGCCAUGGGACAGCCUCCUCCUCCAGGAGUCUCCCCCCGGGGGCGGCGCCGAGCCCAGCUUCGGGUCCAGUCUGCCGCUGCCGCCGGGGGGCGUGGGACCAGAGGACCCGUCUCCUUCCCUGACUCUGGCCGACAUCUACCGCGAGCUCUACGCCUUCUUCGGGGACAGCCUGGCCACACGCUUCGGCACCGGCCAGCCCGCGCCCAAGGCCCCGCGACCUCCCGGAGACAAGAAAGAGCCGGCGGCCGCCCAGGACGCGGUGCGGAAGAUGCCGCAGCUGACAGCCAGCGCCAUGGUCAGCCCGCAGCGGGACGAGAGCCCCCGGGGCGCGGGCCCCGCGUCGGCCUCCGCGCCUGCCGCGGAGAGCAGGGCGCUGCCGCGUGUGCACCGGGCGCGGGGCGCUCCCCGGCAGCAAGGCCCCGGCACCGGCCUGCGCGACGUCUUCCAGAAGAGCCGCUUCGCGCCCCGCGGCGCCCCGCACUUCCGUUUCAUCAUCGCCGGGCGCCAGGCGGGGCGGCGCUGCCGCGGGCGCCUCUUCCAAACUGCCUUCCCCGUGCCCUACGGGCCCAGCCCCGCGUCCCGCUACGUGCAGAAGCUGCCCAUGAUCGGCCGCACUAGCCGCCCGGCGCGGCGCUGGGCGCUCUCAGACUACUCCCUGUACCUGCCGCUAUGACGCGGCUCUGCUUCCGUCAAUAAACCCUUGUUCGGAAAUGACGCGUGCUCGUGGGGCGGGCUUGGGUGGUUGACUCCC